Messenger RNA from Drosophila persimilis, 1683 nucleotides. Its product is annotated as general transcription factor IIF subunit 1. Gene Ontology annotation, biological process: transcription initiation at RNA polymerase II promoter; positive regulation of transcription elongation by RNA polymerase II. Gene Ontology annotation, molecular function: TFIIF-class transcription factor complex binding; DNA binding; RNA polymerase II general transcription initiation factor activity. NCBI's taxonomy places the organism in Eukaryota, Metazoa, Arthropoda, Insecta, Diptera, Drosophilidae. Gene Ontology annotation, cellular component: nucleus; transcription factor TFIIF complex. The coding region runs from base 1 to 1680 and encodes 559 amino acids. The record is from RefSeq and is a predicted model, not a curated record. The transcript has 4 exons.
AUGUCGACAAACAAUUGUAAAAGCUUGAAACGUCCAAGCGGUGCCAAAAGAAGCUCCAACUCGGCAGUACCACCUGUUCCAUCAACCACAAAAGCUUGCAAAUAUUCGGCAAAGGCUCUUAAAGAUUCAGCAAAGGCUCUUGAAGAUUCAGCAAAGGCUCCUAAAGAUGAUGUCAAGGAGUUCAUAAUUCGUGUGCCAAAGGUGCGCAACAACCGCCAUAUAAUGCGCUUCAAUGACAAUUUGAAGGUAGAUUUCACUCAAUGGCAAAGUGCGAAGAUGUCUCGGGAGAAUAACAAGCAUCUAUUAAUGGCCGAGGAAGAGAAAAAUUUGGGGGCGAAAUUUGGGGGCGGCACAGAGUACAAUUGGCGUCAGUACGGGGGUGCACGCCGCAAGAAGAAAGCCAGCGUGGUCGAAAAGUAUAGACCGGAGGCACAGCCCUGGUUGUUGCAAGUCGAUGGGAAAAUGGGAAAAAAGUUCAAGGGCAUUCGUACUGGGGAAGUGGGUGCGAAUGCCGCAUACUAUGUGUUCACCAAUGCCCCAGAUGGUAGGUUCAAUGCGUACCCCGUCCAUGAGUGGUACACGUUCCAGGCCAUUGAGCGCUACAAAACCCUCACUUCGGAAGAGGUGGAGCUGGAGUUCGGACGUCGCGAGAAAUCGCUUAACUUCUUCAACCUGAUGAUGCGCCGUCGGUACCAGACCGACGAGGAGGAACCGGAUGCCGAUUCGGCUAAACUCCUUAAGGCAACCGAUGAGGGAAUCAGCGGUCUGAAGAUCUCUGAUGAGGUCGAGUGGAUGGUCUCGGGUGAAUCCGAAUCGGACGAUGAAAGCGAAGAAGUGAAGCAAAAAGAGAAGGAAAAAGAAAACGGCAUCAUCGAUGCUACUGAUGGCAAAAAGGCCAAACCUAAGGGCAAAAAAGAGGUUAAUAUGAAGACGUUUUUCGAGGCUUUCGAAGACUCUGACGAUGGUGACGUAGACAGUCGUGAAAGGGACUACAUUUCCAGUUCCAGUGAAGAUGAACACGAUCAAGAAGCCAAGGUGAUCAAGGACUUGAAGGGAGUAUCUGAAGAGGAAGCUCUACGAAAGCUGCUCAACUCAGACGAAGAAGAUGAUGAUGAAAACUCGGAUAACCAGAAAGACGAGAGCCAGGAGGAGAAUCCUGAAGGCGGCGCAUUUAGCAAUCACAUGGUGGAGACGCCAUCAAAUUUAAGCAGUGAAGAAUCAUCCAUAGAAUCCAGUUCCGACAGUUCAGACUCCGAAAAGGAUCUCAGCAAUGGGCCACCUAGAAAGAGGGUCACCUUCAAUAAGAAGGAGAAGCGAAUGUAUAACGCGGCCAAAAAGUCUUCCAGCAAAGACUCCACCAAGCGCAUAGGCAGUACUCCGCAAAGUACUCGUAAUCCUACAAUUUCGAACAACGCGAGGGCUCCCAGGAAGAAUAUCAGCGCCCCACUGCAACCGUCUAUCUCUUUGCGUAAAAUUAACCAAUAUGGCGUCAACGAGGAGGCAGUUAUGCGCUACCUUAAGCGGAAGCCAUUGACACCCACCGAACUGCUCUCCAAGUUCCGAAACAAAGCCACAACCGACUCAAAAAUCCGUCUGGUUGAGACCAUGACGAAAAUACUGAAGAAAAUCGAUCCCGUGAAGAUUACCAUUCAGGGAAAACUUUAUUUCUCGAUGAAAUAGAAA